CGAUAAAAUAAGUGCGGCUUGUUAUCUGAUCAAUGAUCAUUAGCCAUUAGAUAUUAGCAGGGCCGGCUCAAUACUGGUAGGGGCCCUAGGACAAAAAAAAAAUUUUACUCUCUAAAAUUUAUAUAGAGAUAAUGUUUAAAAUAUUUUUAUAAUUUAAUCAAUAAUAUUUUGUAUAUUUUGUAAUGAAAAUAAAAUUAUAUACAUAUCAAAUAAUUUUGGGCCCUUUUCAAUUUUAUUUAUUGUAUUUAUAAUUUUUUUAUAUAUAAAAAUAUAGAUUUAUAAAAAAUUGGGCGCCUUAUUUAUCAUUACACGGGGGGACACGGGCUCGGAUCCGGGGCGGUCGCACCGCUUGUCCCCCUUGUAAGCCGGCCCUGGAUAUUAGUAUUCAAAUUUAACAAAUUUACACGUGUGAUAUUUUGUUUCAAACAUUAACAUAACAUUAUUUUUUUCGCCAUUUUUUAGUGUAGUGCUGAACUGAAAUUUACAUAUAUAUUUCAUUGUGAUGAGUCUGGUGGCAUUCAAAGUCCAACGAGAAAGGUAGAAUCCAACGACUGAGAUGAACAUAUUAAGUUUAAUAAUAUAAAUAUAACAUUUUACAUGCAUAUGAAUACGACGAACAUAAACAGUACGCUCCAACAAACUAUAGUGUUUAUAGUUUGUUGAAAAGUAGAAAGAACAUAACUUAUUGCCAUUCUAAUAAAUAUAGUGUAGGGAUAUGUAGACAUAGAUGUCAACAUUUAAUACAAGAAGACAAUGACGUACAAGUAACUAUAUAAUUUGCAUGGAAUCUGAAUUGGACGGUGCAAUUGAUGUUUUGUUUUUGGCUUUAAAAUCUAACAGUAAAUUAUGCUUUCCUUAACGUCUGGUUUUGUUUGUUUGCAUUCAGAAAUUCAUUCUAUAAUUCAUUUUAUGUAUUUCUUUUUAGGUGUUAUAUAAAUAAAUCAAUUUUGUAUAUUUGAUAUAUGGUGUUUUUCACAUCAUUGUAUAAGUGUUUUCGUAUUGAUUCGAGUCCUUAAUCCGUGUCAGUCUAGUUCUUUUUGAUCUUUUACAGGUCUGGAGUUGGUAGAAGAAUGAAGAGAGGGUGCAUAAAGAGAAGCUGUCUUUUUGGAGCAUUCCUGCGGAGAACACUCAAGACGAACAGUCCCGAAACUGUUCUCAAGCAGAACAAACAGACGGAGUAAUCUCGAGGUUGUUCCCGACAAAUAAAGAAGCUCAUAUUUUCGGGAAUUAAGGCCAUGUUGCCCUAAUAUCUUUUCUACCUAUUGGCGCCUCCAUAUAAAGACGCCACAUAUCCUAUUUUAUUUCUUACGCUAGUUUUUACAAGACAACUAUUAUCUUUUGCGAUCUGCAACUUGUAAGGGAGAAGAAUCCAUUCUCUCAUAGAGAAAACCAUCCUAACCCUUUGUUUACUACUCUUAUUAUUAUGCAGUUUCAUUCAGGAUCUAUGUCUUUGAUUGCUUGCAUCAUGAUUGAGUAGUGAUCUAGCUCGCCUAAGGUUUUUAGGGUGUUGAAUUAUGAGCUAAACAUAGAUAAGCUAUUCUUAACUAUUCUUCAUCCAUACUGUUCUUAAGGCUUCCAUUAAUCUGAUCACUUGAUGUUAGAUCCUAAGUUAAUCACCUAGCUAACCGCUUAGGAGAUAGCUUGACAUGUAUUGAAUGAGCUUAAUAUCCCUAAUCAGCGAAAGUAGAUAUUAGGGUAGUAAGUGAACUGAUCGGACCUGAUCUCUAAGGCUUGCAGUUGUUUCUCAUCUCAACGACAGUUAGAUGGUGGGAUCGACCAGAAAAGGAAUCACCACCACGACAGUGGAGUGUUCCAGCUGAGUGAUCCGAGUUCUAGAAAGCACUGCAUUGCGCUUGAAUAAUUGUUUGGCUCUCGCUCAACACCCAAUGAAAUACCCUAGGCUAGCUUCUUGUUAAAUUGAAUCAAUAUCUAGUUUACUUGUUUUCCGCAUCACCAAUUGAAUUGAAAACCAUUUUAUUCUUAGCUUAAUAUUGAAACUCAUAAGAGUAAAGUGUAUUUAUGAGUAAAGUGUAGACUGGUCCUCUGGAUUGAAUCUAAAGUACUAUAAUCAUAACUGUUAACUUGGCAGUAGCAAGAUUCUUAUUUAGUGUAUCAAUAUUAAAUUUAUAGAUGGGUUAGUUCGUGGUUCGUACGGUAGUGGUAGACUGGUAGCUUCUUUUUCGACCAUUUAUUUCAUCCAUAUACGAGUAGAUUAUUGUUUCUUUGCGAUUUUACUUGUCCACACAAAAAUAAAAAGAAUGACGUAUAUGGUUUCUACAUCACUACAUAAACUAGGUAUUUCCAUGGAGUCAUAAAGAUGAGAGUACUUUAUUUGCUAGAAUUUGGUAUGUUUGAACUUUGAAGGCAAUAUGUGCAUGGCACAUGCAAUGUAUUCGUGAUAUAUAUUUGUAAAUAUACCUAUUUAGACGGUGGAAUUUUAGAAAAUUAUGACCACUAUAUUAUAAGACUGAUGUUGACUUGCAUCUUUGUUGUUUUGAUCAAAUAUGCGAGUCAUUGUAAAUAUAUAAUUAAACUAUUUAACUAGAAACUCAAAUUUUAAGUUUUUAGUAUUCUUAUAUUGAUUUGGUAUGUGACCCAUAACUUUAAAAUGUAUUCAAUCCAGACACUUCGCAAUCUGGAUCUGAAUCCGAAUAAACAAACUAAUCCAAUUUAAACUAUAUCAAAGGAAAAUGCCGUAUGAAUUGAAAUGAAUCGAAUUAUAUUAAAUCUACUUUAUGGUUAACGUCUUUUUCUUUAAGCUAUUCCAUCAAAGUGCGUGACCCAAAAAAAACCAUAGUUACGUGACUAUCUUGCAUUUCAACAGUACAUCUUUUACUAAAAAGAAAAAUUAUUUUUAGAUUUUUAAAGCUGUAUCAAAUGGCAUUUGUAUUAGAGGAAAAGUAUUCUUUUAAAAAAUAAAAUAAAACAAAUAAAUGACUACACUCAAAUUGAAGGUAUUGAAGGAUGAUCUCUACAUUAAGAGAAGAUGGUGCGAGUUCUUCUCGCAUUGGAGAAAUUUGCGUUGCACUCGCACAGAGUGGUGCAACCACACGUGCACGUCGCCUUCUCGUCGACGAGACACACACGAGUGAUAGACAGUACAGUUGUCAUCAGGUAGGGCCUAAAACUAGUCUUGUCUUGUAGCUAGAACCUCUGGAUGCUUCAGAGACUUUCAACCAUGCUGAGUUGCUGAUUUUGAUUCACCUUCACCAAACUGUCGGCGGAGAUUCAUUGUUUGAUGUAAUUCAAUGGAUUUGUUUAUUCGAAGUACUUUGGAUUUGGGUAUUGUAACCUUUUAAUAUAUUUAAAUAACGAUUUAACUGCAUUAUUAAAGAAAAUGCUUCGCUGUUAUAUCUGUACGUUGGCUUACAAAAGGGAGACACACAAAUCUUCCUAACUAUAUAAAAUUAUCAUAUUACAUAGUUUUAUUUAUAAAAGAUAUUGCUUGUUUUAGUAGCUUCUUUACACCUUCCAGAUGACUCCAAAAAUCGAUGUCGUUCCCAUAAAAUUCCAUUUGAAAAUUCUCGCAGAUGUAUGUAUUUUUAAUAUACUUUGAUCUAUUAUUAUUUCCGUGUUGCAGAGAUUUGUACUUGUUUGUUUGUGUAUUUUGUGAAAUUGCAUCUAUUUCAGACAAAAGCAAAAAAUGUAAAACUCAAUUCAUCAGUAUAAAUAUUUGAUUGAUUAUUUUGAUUAAAGACACGAAAAGAGGGCAUCUAGUAUCUUAUGAUAUUUUCUUCUGAAUCAUUACAUUCAUUUAGUAUUUGAUAAAUCACAGUUAAAUAUAUACAUAACUAAAUCCUUUUUUUUUUACAAAAUCUUUUUUUCGUAACUUUUAAAUUUACACAUAAAUUUGUUACGUUCAACGUGGAUUACUAAGAUCCGAAGCUUAAAUAUUUAUACACAUGCACACGCAAUAUACGGUUCAAACACUUGUCUUUGACCUACCGUACAUUUACAAACUAUAUAUUAAAAGAGUUAACUAUCGAUUUAACACACACGAAGGUAGUAACAUUUAAAAUUAAAUAAAAGAAAAGCAGAGGAAGGUACCUGGUUGUUGGUUUCGAAGGCUUAUAUAUAAACCUCUACAAAACCUCUUCAUCUCACUUGAACUUAGAUUACAUCACUUCAAAGAAAAUCAUCUCUUACUCGUGGAUACAACUUUGCUAACUUUCCGACAAAAGAAUAACAAGAGUUCAAUGGCGGUUUCUAAUUCUCUAACAAUCUCUCCGAGAAAACUCCGGUCUGAUCUUUACUCUUACUCGAACCAAGACAAUACCAAGACACCUCUGGUCAUCUCUGUUCUAUCUUCUCUUAUCGACCGAACUCUAACUCGAAACCAGAGAAUCAGUCGUAGAGCUUCGCCGGCGUCGUCUACUUCCGGCCGGAGUGGCAAAACCCAGAUCUUUGAUUGCCGUGAAAUUCCAGAUAUGACCAUCCAAUCGUACCUAGAGAGAAUUUUCCGGUACACAAAAGCCGGUCCAUCGGUUUACGUGGUGGCUUAUGUCUACAUUGACCGGUUCUGUCAACUCAAUCCCGGUUUUAGAAUCAGUCUCGCUAAUGUACAUCGCCUCCUAAUCACCACCAUCAUGAUCGCUUCUAAAUACGUCGAAGAUUUGAAUUACAGAAAUUCAUAUUUUGCCAAAGUAGGUGGUUUAGAGACAGAGGAUUUGAACAAAUUAGAGUUAGAGUUUCUGUUCUUGAUGGGAUUCAAGCUACAUGUUAAUGUGAGUGUGUUCGAGAGUUAUUGUUGUCAUCUUGAAAGAGAGGUCAGCUUUGGAGGAGGUUAUCAGAUUGAGAAGGCAUUGCGUUGCGCCGAAGAAAUCAAAUCUAGACAAAUGAUCGUUCAAGAUCCUAAACAUCAUCAUCAUCAUCAUCAGUUUGCUCGAGUCUUGUUGUAGACAAAGAAACUCUUCUUUUUUAGUUUUGUCGUUUGUGCUUGUGAUCUUGACUUUCUGUUGGUCAGAGUUUUAUUGGCAUGGUGUUGGUGUAAAUGUAAACAUAAUUGAGUAGAGAUAGCAGUGAUGUAUGUACUGAGCAUUGUAGAUUAGUAUAUAGAUUCACUAUCUAUUGAAGUUGAGAAAAUCGUUUCAUUUGCA
Brassica rapa (field mustard) is the source of this 5096-nucleotide messenger RNA. Its product is annotated as cyclin-U2-2. Gene Ontology annotation, molecular function: protein kinase binding. Lineage: Eukaryota; Viridiplantae; Streptophyta; Magnoliopsida; Brassicales; Brassicaceae. Gene Ontology annotation, biological process: regulation of cyclin-dependent protein serine/threonine kinase activity. The record is from RefSeq and is a predicted model, not a curated record.